AUGCUAUAUUUGGCCCCAACCGUCAAACGGUCAGUAACCCUUCCACGCUCUCGAGAACGAACCGGGUGUAGGGCCCUGGUCGGUUGGAAACGCACGUAA
Messenger RNA from Colletotrichum orchidophilum, 99 nucleotides. RefSeq lists its product as uncharacterized. The transcript has a single exon. The coding region runs from base 1 to 99 and encodes 32 amino acids. The record is from RefSeq and is a predicted model, not a curated record. Lineage: Eukaryota; Fungi; Ascomycota; Sordariomycetes; Glomerellales; Glomerellaceae.